Molecule: messenger RNA, 2435 nt
Organism: Brienomyrus brachyistius
Lineage: Eukaryota; Metazoa; Chordata; Actinopteri; Osteoglossiformes; Mormyridae
Gene: tmem160
Product: transmembrane protein 160
Exons: 4
Coding region: 54-680 (208 amino acids)
Source: RefSeq, a predicted model, not a curated record
CAGUGUGAAACGUCACGGGUCGCCGGGGGUCGUGUUUUCUUUCCGAGCAGAUUAUGGCGGCCUUUAGCUGGUUUGCGUGCGGGCGGCUGUCCCGGGCAGUUUUCCAUGUGGGCCGCCGGGUCGCGCACAGUCAGCCGCAGUGCCCCCGGGCUCUCCGGCGCUGGGUGAGCGACUCGCCUGGGCUCCGCGUCGGGGAGAAGGGCACCUUGGGCAAAGCUCGCGCUGCGGAGCAGCCGCAUUUCACAGAGCUGGACAAGGCAGAUGCUUUGAUGCUGAGAAAGUCCCACGAAACAGGAUUCCUCUCCUGGUUUCGUAAUGGUCUGCUGGCCACAGGGGUUGGUGUAAUCGCUUUUGUACAGAGUGACGUAGGCCGAGAGGCUGGAUAUGCCUUUUUCAUCCUGGGCGGAGUGUGCGUGUCAUUCGGCGCCGCUUCCUACGUGGCGAACCUCUUCAGCCUGCGGCGGUUCAUGCUGCUGUCCAUGCCAGCCGUGCUGAUCAACAGCAUGGUGGUGGGAAGUAUGGGUCUGCUCUGGCUCUCCGCCGUCUCCCUCUACAUCGGCCGGCUGGAGGUGGAGAUCAUCCACGAGGAGGAUGACGAGGCGAGGGCCCCCGGGGACUGCGACGAGUGCGGGGACCGGCGGGACGAGCGUCACCCGGAGGAUAAGGGACGGGACAAGUGAACGACAGUGCUGAUUCGCCUUUAGGCACCUGGGGGAGGGGGGUUGGAUUAGGGUCACUGCCGUGGAAAACCUUACAGACCAGCAGGUCUUAAAUGUGAAGAGAUUCUGGUGGGAACUCAUUUUUGGGUGUUUUUUGCAAUAUAUAAGGGGUGCGUGUGUUUGUAUAGACCAUAGACAACAACCAUGGAGUGGUUGUAUGCGGUGUUGGGUUUCCUCUAGGUAAUACAUAUUCUGGAAACUAUGAAAAGAUCAUGUACAUAAAAUAAGGUUAGUCAAAGGCUUUUGUUGUUGUUUUUUUAUUUGAAUAUAAGUGAUUAUUUUUCCUCCGGUCCUAUCCAAGAUUAAAAUUUUUCUUCUUUCCAGUUCUGGUAUGUCUGCAGUAAGUCUGGGCUUUUUCCUGGGUCAUCAUGACAGUGUAACCUGUGUGUAUUCUCCGGCCGUGCUCUUCAACUGUGACGUCCCCUGGGGGGUACAUUUUAAUGUGGUGUGGGAGGAGCCACAGUGAUGCACCCAGGUGACGUUACACGUGCAAGUUACUUUUAUUCGUACUCCGAAGAUGUUUUUUAUCUUAAUUUAGCCUUUUAGGUGUGUGUGUGUGUGUGUGUGUGUGUGUGUGUGUGUGUGUGUUAAUCUCAUUCAUUCAUUCAUGCAUAAUCUCCAUGAGUGAUGUCAGGCCUGUGUUUGCCAAACCAGUCCACAGAACACACUGCACGAAUCCACGUUUUUGUGUUAUCCCAGUUCCCAGCACACCUGUAAGGUGUUUAAGAGCUCCUGAUUGCUUGGGCCAGGUGUUCUGGGAACUGGAAUAAAACACAUACGUACAUCUGUCCAGUGUGCGCCGACAACUGGUUUGGGAGACACUGGGUCGGGCCAUGAGCUGCCAUGAUGCGGCGUGUCAGCGGAGGUGGACCUUAUAUCCCCUGUGUCCGGUUCGCAUGGUCAUUUCUCACCGUGUUGGAGCCGGAUGUCCUACCGCACCAGGGAUUUAUCGGUCAUGGUAACCGUUAUGGAUGGCCCCUUUUAAAUCCAUCUGUCUUCUCGUGGAAGCAUAAAGAGAGCUGAAAAAUGACUGUGCAAACACAAAAAACAAAGAUAAAUGAUGUCGCUUAUUGUUGUCCGUCACAUGCGUCCCAUUGCAUCUAUUGUUUUCUCAGCUCAUAAGGAAAAGCUGAAAUUUGAUAUCUGGUGCCCAAUCCAAUAAACGUAUACAUGUUUAGAGGAGAGGCAAGGAUGUAACGAUUGGUAACCACUCAAUUCAGUGUUGAUGUUUAACAGUCAAUGAUGUUGUCAAUUCGGGUUAUGAUGUUUCUUUAUUGUGAUUCAUUAAUAUGUAGUAGUUUGUAUUUUUUUGUGUAUAAAUUCUUGAUAUAUUCACACCCAAAUGCUAUUUUGUCAAUCAAGACUGGUUUUUAAGUCAUUUUAUUGCAAUCUGGCAUAUGAACCAUUUGAAUUUAGUUUUUUUCUUUUCCAUCAGUUACCAUUAGGAUUCCCUUUAGGAUUAUUAAUAUGGAUUUAAUUUUAAUUUGCCUCUGAGACCUCACACAGUCUAAGGUGAAUGGAUUUAUCUGACGUUUCUUACUCAUGCUGGUUUGUUCUUGUACAGCGGGAGAUUGGCUGUGACUUGAUAAUAUGUGUAUAUUCUGUAGCUGAGUGGUGCGAGGCAUGCAUUAUUGCAUGCGUUAUUGCAUGCAUGCGUGUGUGUGUGUGUCUCUCUGUUCCUGACCUUUCACUGUAAAUAUAUCGCAUAAACGUGGA